UGGGGGUGUGUAACAAAAAAAUUAGGCCUGGUCGAGGACCGGGCCGCGGGGACGCUAAGCCCCGAAAUCAUCUCAAGAUAACCUCAAGAUAGCAUGCGCUCUUGUGACGCGUCUCCCAACAUUACCUCUCGUGCAGUCGACCGGAGGAGUAAACCCAGUUCCCGAGAGUUCCGCAAACAGACGUAUCGUAAGGAACCUUAUACAGAAGUAGACGACUUAUGACUCCUUUUACCUUCUUGGGGGUUUUCCUUCCCGUGAACAGUCAUAGGAUUGGCGCCCAGUCAAUCCUCCCUGACCACGGCUCAGAACCCAGUCGGAAUCACUCGUGAUACGUGUGUAUUACCACCGGCUUCCAUAAAAGGACAUAUACACUGAGAGGUGUACCUUAUUUCUCGGUGCAUAUACAGUACACAGAACAAAUCCACAAGACCGGUGACGAGGAUUCGAACCUGUGUCCGGGACGAUCCCAGAUGCUGCCUUAAUCGACUGAGCUACGACAUGGUAAAAAGAGUUGAAACCGAAGUUCAGGAUCCAGUACACAGAGUUUGCUUUACUUCCGGACAAUGUUUUCAGGGCUAAAGUAUGCUUCCUGGGGGGGUAGAAAUAGCCUAAGCUACUCUAUCCCUUUGAGAUGUAUUUAUUGCUUAUCUCAAUAAACAUACUUGAACUUGAACUUGAGUAUGCUUCCUGGCCUGUCAGUAAGGCAGUGUAACCCUCAUACACCUGGCAGGCCUUAAGCCCAACACAGUAUCAAUCCGGCUUUCGGUCCCUGUGGAAGUCAUUAGUGAUUUACUAAUAAAUUUACUUGUAAAUUCCCCUCCUUCCCCCCCCCCCUCCCUCCGUCUCAUCCAACAGCUUGUAAAAGUGUUCCCCAACCACCAGACGUCUCCAUUACCGCCAUCCAGCGCCGCAACAACCCGCACGUCACGUCACGAAUGGUGUCGCUUUCAUAUUCCGACUCGUGAUGAAGGCGGUUGCAGUGUUGAUGACUCUGGUGGUAGCUGCCACCAGCAUUCCCCAUUACCCACCUAAACCACUUCCGUACACAGUGCCCACCCCCACCUGCACCCCCGUCACCGUCACCCACACCACAACACAGUCCAAGGAGGUCACGGAGACGAGCACCGCACCGGUGUUCACCACCACAACGGUGUACCAGAGUGCUACCGUCACUCGGGACGUGACCCAGACCGUCACCACCGUCCUCACUGACAACAUCACCAACUACCACACCGAGACCAAGCAGGUGGAGGUCCCCACCACCAUCACCACCACCCACACCGUACUCUCCACCACUUAUCAAACCAAGACGGACAAUAUUUACGUCACCCAGACCCAAACUUCUGUCAAGACCCAGUACGAGACCGUCUGUCCGGUGCCUCCCUACGGUGGCUAGACCGCUCUUGAGACCGUCGAGAGUAACAUGACGAAGUAUCGUAGAUAUUGUUACUAUUGCUUGUUGGAUAUCAUUAAGAUUGUUAUGUUUACAACUACAUUAAGAUAAAUGUUUUUUAUAGUGGAAAACUCUUAAAAGAAAAUUUAGUGGACGAUUAAUCAUAAAAUGGCUGCACCACCAGACUGUAACUUUAAUAGGCUAUACUGGAUAAUAAUGAAUUAGAAAUAAUAAAAUAAUGUGUGUAAUCACAAAAUAAUGAAUUUAUAUAAGACUUCCUAGUAAAUUAUAUGCGCUCCAUUUCAUAGCACAGUAUAUCUACUUUAUCUUUACUACUUGAUGCUAUAAAACUUGAGUAUAUAAAUCUGGAUUGUAAUAAAAAAAAUCCCCAUGUAGCGUUUGGCUCAACCCUCAGGAAUAAUCUAUCUGUACUAGCUAUAUCUAGAAGCUAGCUAUAUCUGUAUAUAGCUAGCUAUAUAGCUAGCUGGAUAUAGCUAGCUAUAUCUGUAGCUAGCUAUAUAUAUAGAACUACAUUAUUAUAGUUCCCCUAAUUGCUUACGUUUUCUAUGCGUUCAUAAACAACUUAAGGCCACUGACACUCGCAUCGUGCCGCUGGUGGCUGACAGUAACUCAUAAGGGCGCUUGUUGUCCCUCAACACCGCUCUCCCGCCCUCACAUUUUACUGAUAGAAACUGUGUUUACAUUUGCCUCGUUAAGGACGGGAGACAUCUCCCGUCACGCAGGGUGCAGUCGCACCUCCACAGAUCUACAGUGUCAUCUACUGAUACUGGUUAUGGCUCAAAAGGGUAAACCACUUACGGGCUAUUCAUGCCCGUGCCACUUUUUGGAUGGCUUAAUCUUCAUCAUCAUCGCCUCGUUAAACAGUUUCGGUGUACUUACCAAGUUGUGCUUGUGAGGGGUGAGCUUCGGCUCUUUGGUCCCGCCUCUAAACUGUCAGUUUGCUAGUGUUGUGGGCAUGUUUCAUUAUACUCGAUCCCUCUGUUCACCUAUAGCAGUCAAUAGGUACUUGCAGGGAGUUAGACAACUGUUGUGGGUUGCAUCCUGCUUAGUUAAUUUAUUGUGCACCUCAUAUCCUUUCUGUGGUCGUGGAAUAUAUAACACAGACAUAUCAUGAACUCAUUUGGGGGAACUGAACCCCCAAAACUCAUUUACCUGAGCAAGUUACAGUACAGAUAAUCUUGUUUCACAGAUCAAUGAUUAUAUCAACAAUGGAUUCGAGAACGAUCACAACUACAGUCUCUAAGCUUAGCAACGUACAUCUGCAGUGAACUACUUUCCUAACUUGUUGUUUAUCAUGCACCACACCCUCCCCCCCCCCCUUCAAAAUCCAGUGGGCAGCGCUGUAAAGGUUACAAUCACCCACAUUUACUACCUAUAGCUAGCAAGCUAGGUAUAUUUUGCUAAAAUUUCUGGUAGCAGAUAAUUUUGAAUGAAAGCUUCCACUCCACUCAUCAAAGACCCCGCCUCCCUCUGCUCGUCGAGGACCCCACUCCACCGUCUUAGACCACCCAACACAUUCCAGAUCACAAAUACAGUUACUGUGUGGGGGGGGGGGUGUUGACGACAUACACGUAGACUUCGUUAAGGAAGACUCUUGGGAAUCCUUGCCAGCAGACUCAGUUUAUGUCUCAAUCAAGGACAAAUGAAUCAUGAACUAAUCCACAAGGGCCGUGACGAGGAUUCGAACCUGCGUCCGGGAGCAUCCCAGACACUGCCUUAAUCGACUGAGCUACGACAGGGUUAAAAGGGUUGAAACCGAAGUUCUACUGAACUUACUGGAUCUUUUGUUCAUUUGAUGCAUCACGUUAUUGUGAUCUCUGUGUGUGAAAUGAAUCAUACCCAUCCCCCAGCUGCUACACAUCAUUGCACUGAUGGAUAUAGAAGCAAACUUGGUAACAGCUUCACAUACUACACAUACG
Molecule: messenger RNA, 3333 nt
Organism: Procambarus clarkii (red swamp crayfish)
Lineage: Eukaryota; Metazoa; Arthropoda; Malacostraca; Decapoda; Cambaridae
Product: chondroitin proteoglycan 1
Source: RefSeq, a predicted model, not a curated record